AUGAGUCGUCUUUACGACACAAUAGAGCCUUCUGUCAUCGAUGAGCAGAUGCUCAAAGAUGCUGUCGAGGAGCAGGGACCGAAAAGUGAAGCCGGGAGGAUCGCCAAACAAGAAGGCAUUGAUUUUGGAGACGUCCUUUCGCUGAGACUUGAUUUUAAAAGUAGGUGUUUAUUAUUUUUGCCAACAAAGAUAUCAUGUGCUGAAUUAGAUGAUUGAUUUAUCUUGUUUAACGAAGACUUUUAUGUGUUUUUUUUUUCGCAAAGAUAUUUUAAAAAUCGACAAUUUAUGGAGCUUUGUCAACUUGACGAAGUUGCAAAUGGAUAACAACAUUAUUGAAAGGAUAGAAGGCCUGGAAAUGCUCGUUAACUUGGAGUGGCUAGGUAAAAAGUAAAUAAGACUAAACUCCUUUGUUAGUGUAUCAAUAAUCUUUUCCAUUGGUCUUUCUGGGUGAGGCGGGGGUUGGAGGGGCGGGGGGGGGGGGGCGUGGGGGGUAGUUUGGGGCCGGCGCCCCCCCCCCCCCCCCAAUUUGGAUGGACCAUUUUCCUAUUAUAAAAUUUAAUCUUGGCUUUUUUGUGUGUUUUAAAUUAAAAGUUUUUUUUUCUCUUUCUCCCCAAAAAAACCCCAAUUUUUCCUUUUUUGUGCGGGAAUAUGCAGUAUGAUUUUGAGAUGUUAUGAAAAGAAACGAAGGACGAUUUAAGAACAAAAAUUUGUAAAAUAGGGGUGGUAAAGGAAACAAGCCUGAUUGUAGGGAAGGUUAAAUAAUAAGGUUCUCGCCGCAACGCCUAUGUGACUAGUUUAACGUCGUUGUGGGGGGGGGGACGGGGGUGGGGGGAGCGGGGGGAGGGGGGGGGGGGAGUGGGGCAUGAGUGUAAGUUUGAGACAGCUGCACCCCCCGCCCCCCAAUUUGGAUAGACCAAUUUCAGUAUAUUAAAAUUCAUACUUGGCUUUCUAGAUGAUGUAAAUUACAAAGUUGUUUUUCUCAUAAUCCUCAAAUAAACCCCACAUUUUUCUGAUUGGGUGCGGCAUAAUAAUCAAGUGAAUACAGUACAGUAUGUCCAGAAGAUAUAUAGACUUAAGGUCAGGAGAAGUCUCUGCUUACAGCCUUUAAUUGAUAUAGGUUGGAUUCAAAGAAUGUUUGUACUGAGGCCAAAACUGAAUAAAAUGCUUGAAGAGUUUCUCUAAUUAGUGGCAGUCAUAUCUUUUCAUUUACUAUGUUCUCUGGCAGUUGUCUGGGAAGUAGCAGUUAUGAUUUUAAUACCUGUACUUUUGCUCAUUAGCUCUUAUUUCAAUUGCAGAUUUGUCAUUUAACAACAUUGAAGUCAUUGAGGGGCUUGAUAAACUCACCAAACUUAAAGAUCUUACCCUUUACAACAACAGAAUCUCAAAAAUUGAAAACAUGGACUCCCUGUCUCAGCUUCAUGUGUUUUCAGUCGGGAAUAACAGCCUCAAACAGCUGGAUGAUGUAAGUACUCAAAUGAUUGGUCGAUUUCAAUGAAAAACUGAAUAGAAGGCAGAUUUCUUGUGCAUAAUUGGUGUUCCUAGAAAGGUUUAUCUCAUAAUAAUAAUAAAGUCUCUUUAUAUGAUGUUCAGCGGGAGGCCGGAUGAGUAUGAGUUCUGAAAAGUAAAACAUAACAAAGGGAGAUCAUUUAUUGACCUCCAGAACAUUGAGAAAACCAUAAUUUUUUAGCCCAGUGUGAUGAUGAAGUUUACUGUCAUCACCUUAAUUAUUAAACCAUUAUCCAUUGACAAAAAUGGAAAGAGAGCGCCUUAAAUUUAGCGAAGUUAUCAAGUUUAAAGGUGAUAUGUCCAAAGAAAGGGAUUUAUUAGAUAUUGCUCCACAAAGUCGCAAAAUUUUACAGUCAUUUGUAAUAACUGGUGCCAGGACGUUAUGAACUUGCCCCACACUAGUUAAGUGUCUUUAAAAUUUUGCUACUUGGUAGAGCUAAUAUCUUCAUAAAGUUUUCACUCCAGGGAAGAUUUUUCUGUGUUGUUGUUAAUGAUUUUAAGGUAUUCUUUCCAGUGGUGUUGAUGAAUUAUUUAUAACAGGUCCCAGCCAAAAAUUAAAAAAACCACAACACAUCUACUUAAUUAGUAUAAGGAAAGGUUGAUAAUUGGAUACAUUGCAUUCAAUUUCAGGUUAUCUACCUUAGAAGGUUUAAAGUCUUAAGAACUUUGAACCUGAGUGGAAACCCUUUUUCUGAAGAAGCAAAUUACAAAGAGUAUGUCAUUGCACAUCUGCCAGAGCUUGUUUAUCUGGACUUCCGUCUGAUUGAUGAGUCAGCUCGUGAAGCUGCAGCUGAAAGGUACAAAUAUUCUGUUGAGGAGCGAGUACAUGAUGAGACAAUAGCCAAGAGAAAGCAAGAUGAAUUAGAAGAAAAGCAGAAGGAAAGACAGUUACAUAAGGUAAUUAUUUUAUAGCUGUAUCAUUUUAAUAAAUUAACUUGAGAUGAAGCUGAGUUUAUGCAGCUGUCUUGAGAGGUCGUACUAAAUUUUUAAAUUGAAAUUAUCCUGUAAGUAGUGAUGAUCAGUACAAUAAUUUUAAGAAUUAUUUUGUUUAAAAUCUUCAGCUUGCCUAUGUGGAGGAUCUAAAUGGUCCAUGGCUCUUUGAGAGUAUGUAUUCAGAGGAUCCUGAAGCCAGCAAACUAGCAGCCCUUCCAGGAAUGGAAGAAUUGUUAGAAGGGUAUCCUUUCACAGAAAACAAUAUUCCAAAUUAUGUUGUCUCUACAAAGAUGAGUUAUGUAGAACAAUGUCAGGACCAAAAAUUCCAUUCCACAUACUUGUAAUGGUGAGACAUUGUUUUAAUCAAACAUUUCAGGGAGUCAGUGGGUGUCUGCACUAAGUCUAAUGCCUGCUGGUGGGGUGUCCACAAUAUUACAGAAGUGUUCAUAAGGCAAGUCAGCAUAUCAGUUGAAAAUUAAAAUUCUGGUACCGGUAAUCGUUUUGCACUAAUUCUUGUUACGAUUUACAUUGAUUACAAAUGACCCAACUAUAGAAGAAGAGUAUUAUUAGUAUAGGUAAUAGCAUAUACUGCAGGGGAAGUUCUCAUUAAGUGCUGGCAACCAGAUAAAAAACCAGCUACGGUUGACUCUCGGUAUUAAUAAACUCGAACCCUCGCUAACUCGUACCUUGCGCUAAUUCGAACCAAAAUCGAUUUUCCCUGGAUUUCCGUCAUAAGUUUACUGUAAUUUUACCCUUAGUAACUCGAACCCCUGAUAACUUGAACCUCCCACUAACUUGAAGUAACUUUUGUUUCCCCUCAGAUCAUUUAUGUAAAAUUUUACCCUCGAUAACUCAAACCAUAUUUUGAGCCCUUAAAAGGUGGUGUCCAAAACAUUGAAUUUUGAAUUUCCCAUUGACGUGUUGUACGCAUAUAGUUUCCUUGUGAAGGUUGAUGUUGUUUGUCGCAAAUCUAUGUGAAACAGCUUUACUUCUCAAAACAGUAAAACCCAUGCUCGAUUUAGGCAAUGUUUUGUUACUGCGUUAUGUUCUGAGUUAUAAUAUAGAAGUAUCUUUCAAUUUUCACCUAACAUUCCUACAAUUAAGUGUGAUUAAGAAUUAAUGUUCAUUGUGCAAUAAAAACUGUUUUUUCCUUACUUCCGGCAAUUUUCUUCGAGCUCCCAAUAACUUGAACUCCCAGUAACUCUAACUAUUUGCGAUUUCCCUUGAAGGUUCAAGUUAUGGGGAGUCGACUGUACUUUAAGGUCUGAGCCGUCUUAACUUUUGGUAAAAAUGGGUUAAGUGAGGGAGUGAUAGCCUCAAAUUGCCUGCAGCACUUGAUUGCCAAGCGGCCUACUUUUACAUAUGAGAACUCUGAUUACACUUUAACUGACUCAAGAUACAAAGAGAAGUUCACAAGCAUCUGUGAGGAAAUAUUUGAGUUUGGUUUAAAGGAGCAUGAAAAACGAGAGGCAGAGAUUGCUUCAUUUUUCUCUUGUUUAGAGGAAGCAACAAAAGAUAAUAAUAAUGCCGGAGUCAAACAUAUUCACAACUACAUCGAGUACAAGAAAAAGGUGAGGACUUAUUAUGAAAAUCUAGUCUCUAUAGCAGGCAUAUGAGAGAUAAGGGGGUGGUAGCCAUUCUUUCCAUUUGUCAAUAAGCCAGGGUUGUAUGUUUACAAGAAGAACCCAGCUAGUAUUUAUAAACAUAAUUUACGAAAAUUCAGUCCUCAUAGGCCUGCUGUAACAGUUCAACAUUCAGGAUUCUGUCGUAGGUGUAUUGAGCUGCUCAUGCUCAGGGUGAAGAGAUGUAGUCUAAUAAUGUUUUCUAUUUUCUAUUUCAUCAUUUUUUUACUGCAAAGUCUGCAACCAUUAAUCAGUCCAUUUUGGCUUGCAUUAUCAGGUAUUUUUAGACUACACCAGCAUGACUGAUCAAAGUCACAUGGAAAGCUUGAUGAAGGAGAUUCUGGGGGAAAUCAGAAAACUGUGGGACACCCUCAUGGGACUAGAAAUGGAACUGGUGGAUCAGUUGGAGGUGCGUUGCAAUCUUGUCAUUGAUUUUAUGAUUUUUUUAGAAUUGAAGACAAAAGAACAACUAUCUUAACGUUCUUCAUUUUUGUUCCCUUAACAGGACACAAUCAAAGACUUUGAAAGGAACAUGGCAGACCUCGUGACUGCCUUUAUUGAGCAUGUGCAAGGAUUAUAUCCUUUAUAAAAUAACAUGAUGCAAAAAAGUCCCGGGAUCAGUUUUUAGAAAACCGUGAUUUUCCCAUACAUUUUCUGUAAUUUGACAGAAUCAAAAUUACAGAAAAUGUAUGGAAAAAUUGAGCUUUUCUAAAAACUGAUCACGGACUUCUUUGCACUCCAGAUUUAGGGAAUUGUUUCUUUGAACUAGAAAGUUACUCUUUUCAAAGAGAAAGCAUCAAAUCUGUGAAUUCGGGAAGAAUAAGCAGACUUUGAAUUCCAAUACAAAUCUUCGAAUUUCCCGCCAUCUUACCCUGAUUACUAAUGAUGCAACUAUGAGCGUGAACUCCUCUUUUGUGUUACCAAGAUUAAUUUCAAUCGUUCACUUUCAAUGACAACCUCAAGUGCUUAAACAACUUACAGAGACUACAGAUCCGUUUGCUACAAAACGUCUCUUUAUUAAAGUGUUGGCAACACCUAAGCUUGCAGAGCUAACACAGUCAAAGUAGUCGGUAUUUUUUCUGUAACUCUUUUUACAAUGACUCAGUUAAGAGACAUGGAAAACGCACAUAACGAAAAAGUGUCGGAUAUCGCUGUAGUCACACUUGAAAAGCUGAUGAAGAAUGAACUGGAGGAAGAUCUUCCUGAUGACCUGAGAAUGGUAAGUGCUAGUAGGCAUUUUCAGUGAUAUUGUCACAUCCACUUUUUCACACAAUUACAUUAAGCGUUAAAUGCAAUUAUCGUCGGUCUUUAUGGUAAUUAGUAACGGAAAGCCAAAAGCCAAACGUCCUUCCCUCGAGGCAGUGAUUUCCUUUGUUUACUCUUCUUGAAGUAUAAUUGACUUUGGAAAGGAUUGAUAGCAAUCUCUUGGUAUAAAGGGUUUCGUUUAUCGUUUGUCUCAAGAUCGUCACCUAGAUACUGAUCGAGACAUUUCGACCACGUACUGCACGUUUUCGACAGGCGAUAGUGUCGAUUUACUGAGUACGACUAUAUGUACCACCAUGGUUGUUAGUGAUUGGUGUAUCAGGAACCUCGUUCAUGGUUGAUGGGUCUCUAUCCAAAGGAUUGUUGGCAUUGUUAGGGGAGGAAACUGUUCCCUCAGCGUUCCGCUGUGGCAGCGAUCGGCUGCUAUCAACGAGAAACUUUACACACAUUAACUACGAUGAACAACAUCUUUCAUGACAAUCCCUGGGUACAUUCUAAUUUCAGACUGCGAUCAACCACCUUACAAAAUUUGAUGACGGAUUCGUUCUUUUUGUACAAAUUUGUUCAUUGAUUAUUUUUGAAAAUUUCGUCAGUGCUGGUCACUUCCAGAAUCACAAUAAAACAAAAUGAAAUUACAACUGUGAUUACCUUGUGUUCUUUUCUGAAGCUGUUUGUUGACAAGGACACCAUUAUGAAUGCUGUCAGCGCUUCUCAUGACACUCACCUUCUCAAGAUUGAUAACAAGGUAAGAAAUUGAUGAAUCUUCGGUCAGCAGUGACACAGACGACACCGAACAAACAUCCCAACUGUCCCAUCAGGCGAGUCAAACCUAGUACCUAUCACCGGCUUCUUGUUACCAGCGUAAAAUCUCAAUUAAGCCCCCUCCCCCCCCCCCGGGGGACUUGUUUAUUUCUUCGAUCCCAUCAUUCAAUGUGGGUUUUAGUGACCUAACGAACAAUGACUCGAGAAAGCAAAGUUAGGGAAGUUUUAGGUUCAUUAGUAAGAUUUAUUUUUAUUAUUUAUUAUUAUUAUUUAGUUUUGGUAAAGCAAAGCCUCCGGUAGGUCAUUUAGAUAAGGUCUCCCGUGAUUCAGAUAGGUGUUGAUGAAUGGAUGCAUUUCACGUUCAAAGUAAUUUACAUAAAGCGUUUUUUGUUAUAUGCAAGAAUUAAGUAUUAGUUUGAGACAAGUGAACUAAAAAUGUAGAGAAGUUGGUGGAGGAAACACUUCAAGCUUUAUAGUCCUGUUGGAAUGAACUGAGGACGUGCAUUUUUUUACAAUGUGCCAAAUUACAUUCCUAGUAGGUGGUCCUUCAAAAUCGAAAGUGGUCCUUGAAAAGUCCUUAAAAAUCGUUGUGAGAAACCAGGGCCUGCCUUCUUACUACGUUGACUGUUACUGCAUUUUUAGGAGGAUGACAUCUUGACCCGUGCCACAACAAGAAUGCAGUCACUGAACGAAAAAAUCCACAAUGACGAGGUGAAGAGAAACCGGAACAGGGUGGCGGAGAUCAAUAACUUAGUGGAUCAUUUUAGAGACGAGGCGGAGAGCUAUGAGGACAAGGGCCCCAUGUAG
Messenger RNA from Porites evermanni, 6893 nucleotides. The record is from the annotation of a GenBank genome assembly. Lineage: Eukaryota; Metazoa; Cnidaria; Anthozoa; Scleractinia; Poritidae.